AUGUCUUCCGAUGCGCCAUCAUCGCCACCGACCAACAACAGCUCGAGCAAUGGCGCCGGCGCUGCAAGCUUCCUGGAAUCCACUUAUCGCCGGAGCAACAGCACCACCACGACCGUAGCUGGCGCAGUUUCACCGCCACCCCCGAGCAGUACCGGUCGGCAUCGUCGUCUACCGCCAACACCGGAGCAGCGCCCAUCGGCACGGCGCUGCUCCUCGCCACGAUUUCUGCCGACGCCACCAUCGCCAGCUGCUGCACCGCUGGAUUUCUUCGGUCUCGGCUCGGCAGCAGUGCUGGAGCGACGGCCGUCCAGCGGUCGGCGUCUUCCGAAACCACCGAACGUAGCGAUGAACGCCGCUUCAGCAGCAGCAGUUACGCGGUACAGCAGUGUUGAAAGUGACGCCAACACUGCCCGUGCUGUUGCUGCUAAUGGAUGGCCGUCACCGAUCAGAGCAGAGCGGAAAUUCUCGGAGGUACGGAGGAGGAAUUCGCUGGAUGUAAGCGGCGCUGCUGCCGAAGACGUGGGUGAUAGCUCAGUUCCACCGUGCGCGCUCUUCGCCACUGCUAACGUAGUAAGCUCGUCUCAACGGCGCCCGCAGCAACAGCAGCCGGUCACAGCCAGAGCAGCAGGAUUCAGUCAGUCCCGAGGUUCGCUGGAUCAUUCCAGUGGUACUCCCUCCAGUACAAAUGCUCGCUCACGAAGCUCAUCACUGUCACCGUCCAAUGAACAGAAUGAAUAA
Gongylonema pulchrum is the source of this 738-nucleotide messenger RNA. The record is from the annotation of a GenBank genome assembly. Lineage: Eukaryota; Metazoa; Nematoda; Chromadorea; Rhabditida; Gongylonematidae.